This is a messenger RNA of Rotaria socialis, 1488 nucleotides long. NCBI's taxonomy places the organism in Eukaryota, Metazoa, Rotifera, Eurotatoria, Philodinida, Philodinidae. The record is from the annotation of a GenBank genome assembly.
AUGAAAUGUCAUUGUAAAUAUUGUUUACCGCGUUUUUUCUGUCAAACAGUAAAUGAAAAUGAUUUUUGUUAUUAUCGUCAUUCAAUGAAUAUUAAUGUUACUAAUGAUUUCGGAUGUAUUGAAAGAGACACUGCUCAUUUUGUCUGCAACACAACUGAUGCUAACUAUCGAACAGAAUGUUGUUCAUCAUUCUUUUGUAAUAGCAAUUAUCAAACAUUAAAUGGAUCGAUUGCAUCCUCAACAUCUACAGUUCAAUCAAUAUCUGCCGACUCGAAUAAUACAAAUACAUUCAGUACGAUCAUCACGAUAGGUACUAUUUUCGCUCUUAUCGUUUUGCUUAUUGUGAUUUAUUAUUCGUACAAACGAAAAUUUCAAAUAUUUUGGUCAACAUCGUUUAAAUCAACAAGUUUUGUCGAUGAUAAACGUAGCUUUGAAUCUCAUGGUAGAAAGAAAAAAUCUUCAAAUUCAUUUUCCAUUGAUUACCAUUCCGAUACAAUAUCAUGGAAAUCAAAUUUAUCCGAUCCUCACGAUCAAAUUGUUACACUUGAAACUCGUCGUAUGAAUAAAGAAAUAACAUUUCUUGGUCAAUUAGGUCAAGGACGACAUGCGCGUGUUCGUCUCGGCCGUAUCGGGCAACAAUAUCGGGCAAUAAAAAUGUACGAACCAAGAUUUCAAAAUGAAUUCGAACGUGAACGAGCGAUUUUCGAAACUGAUUUUAUUCAACAUCCAAAUGUACUUGCGUUUUUUGGUGCUGAUUUUUUCGCUAAAAGUGUUGAAACUUAUCAUAUGUUAAUCUUUGAAUGGCAUCCAUAUGGUACACUCUACGAUGUUUUGAAAGAAAAUCGAAAUGAAUCAUUUAUAACGAUUGAACAAUUAUUACAAUAUUCAAUAUCACUAAGCGAUGGUCUUGCACAUUUACAUUCGAUUAAAUAUGGAACAAAUGAUAUGUGCAAACCAAAAAUGGCACAUUGUGAUAUAAAAAGUUCGAACAUAUUAGUUAAACUCAAUGGUGAUUGUUGUUUAUCGGACUUUAGUUUAGCUGUCCGGUGUGAUCCUCAGACGCAAACUAUUCUCGGCGGUGGCAUUGAACGUAUUUAUCAUCGUGUGGGAACAAAACUCUAUAUGCCACCUGAAUUGCUUGAUAAAAAUACUAAGUUUAAUUUUGAUCGCAUCAAUGCCUAUCAGCAAGGUGACAUGUAUUCAUUAGCACUUGUUCUUUGGGAGAUUGGAAAUUGUUGUUGUUCAAUGGUACAUAUAAGACCUUAUGAAAAUCAAUUACCACUUAAUUUUAAUGUCGAAAAUCUUAUUCAACUCGUUUGUAUCGAACAAAAACGUCCAAUAUGUUGCUUAAACACUUCCGAUCAAGUUCUUCUAUCAUUUUUCAAUUUACUUGAUUACUAUUGGUGUCAAGAUUCAUGUACACGUCAAUCAGCAGCUAAUCUACAAGAUCAACUUCGGCAACUACGUCCAAUGAAUAUAUCUUUCUAG